Molecule: messenger RNA, 1335 nt
Organism: Ictalurus furcatus (blue catfish)
Lineage: Eukaryota; Metazoa; Chordata; Actinopteri; Siluriformes; Ictaluridae
Gene: anapc10
Product: anaphase promoting complex subunit 10
Exons: 6
Coding region: 420-1067 (215 amino acids)
Biological process (GO): protein K11-linked ubiquitination; anaphase-promoting complex-dependent catabolic process
Cellular component (GO): anaphase-promoting complex
Source: RefSeq, a predicted model, not a curated record
UUUUUAUUUGUUUUAAUUGACAAUUUUUUCCCUCUUUUUUUCUUUUUCAAUGCUGCAUUAAAUUGUUAAUUAUGACUUUGUAAAAUUAACGUUAGGAUGCUGUAUAUUUUUGCAUUAUUGCAUUUAAUAAACAACAAAAGGAAAACUUAAGCCCCCAGCACAAAACGCGCUGUAUAUACGUUUGUGAAGCAUCGCGCAUGCGCAGUAUAAACCCCCCCCCCCGCCUCUUUCCGCGGUGACGUCAUCAGAGUGCGCGGAAGCGGGGAAAGAAGGCUAAUUCGAAAUAGCGACGAAAUAAAACUCGGAAGAUGUUCAGUGUACCGAAUUAAAUCAAGGAAAAAAAGAAACAACACUAGUGCAUGCAGACCUCCUGAUGCACUUCAUGUUUUAAUCAUACAGUGUUUGUGAUUCCACAAAAGAUGGCAGCUGCUACUAAAACCCCUCCCGGCGCUGACCCCAAGCAGCUGGAGCGCACCGGGACGGUCCGCGAGAUCGGCUCUCAGGCCGUGUGGUCUCUGUCUUCCUGCAAACCUGGGUUCGGAGUGGACCAGCUGAGGGACGAUAAUCUGGAGACGUACUGGCAGUCAGACGGCUCUCAGCCUCACCUCGUCAACAUCCAGUUCAGCGUGAAACCAUCAAACAAACAAACAGACAGACCAGGGAGUGUCGGUAAUUUAAUCAGGAAGUUAUUUGGAGUCGUUUCUCUCUGCUGCAGGAGGAAGACUACAGUGAAGAUGCUCUGCAUUUACGCCGAUUAUAAAUCAGACGAGAGCUACACUCCCAGCAAGAUCUCAGUUCGAGUCGGGAACAACUUCCACAACUUGCUGGAGAUCCGGCAGUUGGAGAUGGUGGAGCCGAGCGGUUGGAUCCAUAUUCCCCUCCUGGACCUGGUGAACAACCCCAUCAGGACGUUCAUGAUCCAGAUCGCGGUUCUGGCCAACCACCAGAACGGCCGUGACACGCACAUGCGCCAGAUUAAAGUGUACACACCCGUGGAGGAGAGCUCCAUCGGUAAAUUCCCACGAUGCACCACUGUCGACUUCAUGAUGUACCGCACCAUCAGGUGACCGCGUCCGAUCUCCAUCCAAACAACAAGCCGCGACACUUCGCGCCGAUACCUGCGUCAUCUCUUCGACUGUUCUCAUUAAACGGGGAUUUGAAAUAAGAAAAACAAUUAACCCAGACUUUUGUGUUAACCUGAAAUGUCUUUGCUGUGACGUGUUUUCUGAAUGUUUGCUGUACAGAUAAUAAAGUUGCUUUUUGUUUUUAUAAAAAAUACAAAAUCUUGCCUGUCUGUGAGCGAUUUCUGUUAAUCAGGUCAGUUUGCUCUGUAGC